AAAAACAAUAACAAUAAACAAGGUAAAAAAAGAUACAAGGGAUUCUUAAAGAAAAAUAAGAUACAAGGGAGAAAAUAAAAAUAGAGCGAGAGAGAGAGAGAGAGACAGAGAGACGGAGAUGGCAUUGACGGUGGUGAAGGGAGCCUUGAAGUCGAUCAGAGAGAAAGGUCUUGGCACCUUUCUUCGAGAGCUCAAAGAAGAAGGCUACUUGAGGUGCCUUGCUGAUGGAAAUUUGUUGCAAACCAAAAUCCACAACAUAGGGGCAACACUUGUGGGGGUUGACAAAUUUGGUAACAAGUAUUAUGAGAGACUUCAAGACAUGCAAUUUGGAAGGCACCGGUGGGUCGAAUAUGCAGAAAAGAGCCGGUACAAUGCUUCUCAGGUGCCACCAGAAUGGCAUGGUUGGCUUCAUUUCAUAACUGAUCACACAGGAGAUGAGCUCUUGAUGCUGAAACCUAAGAGGUACGGAGCUGAGCACAAGGAGAAUCUUUCUGGAGAAGGUGAGGAGUUUAUAUACCACUCCAAAGGACAUGCGCUCAAUCCUGGUCAGAAAGACUGGACCAGGUAUCAACUUUGGCAACCAACGAAGACACAGUAAUAUUUGGGUCCACCAACUUAUGUAAACUUGGAAUGAUGGCAAUUUAAAUCUGAAGAUCCAUGAAUAAAUUGCAUGUGUUUAUCCGGGGCCAUAGAGCUUUUGGAUUUGUUUUUCUCAAAAGUUACUUUAAAUGUCAACUUCAUACACUCGGAUUGAUGAAACCUUAGUUUGGAAUGUUGGGCCACAUAGAAGUAUCAGCUGAUGCAAUGCAGUUAAUUGGUUUUAGUUGCUGGAGUACUUUGGUGUUUUGAGCUGGAAACUAUUGUAAAGAAAAUAGUGUUGAGACACAAUAAAUCUUCAUUGUUCCUUGUUCAA
Molecule: messenger RNA, 913 nt
Organism: Ricinus communis (castor bean)
Lineage: Eukaryota; Viridiplantae; Streptophyta; Magnoliopsida; Malpighiales; Euphorbiaceae
Product: probable NADH dehydrogenase [ubiquinone] 1 alpha subcomplex subunit 12
Exons: 5
Coding region: 119-598 (159 amino acids)
Biological process (GO): response to oxidative stress; mitochondrial respiratory chain complex I assembly
Cellular component (GO): membrane
Source: RefSeq, a predicted model, not a curated record